ACAUCACACAUUCGGCGUCCGCUGACACGGCGAGGUGCGCCCUGCGCCGUCUCGGUGUUAGCGAGUGUCGCUCCAGUCCGUCGUCGUUAUCGUCGUCGUCGUCGUUGGCCAGUGUCGUCCUCGCCUGCCAGGCCCCCAGGAUGCCGUUCAUAUCCAAGGACUGGCGCAGCCCAGGCGAGGAAUGGGUGAAGACAGUCGAGGGAUGGGAGAAGAAGAAGAUCCUCGAAUGCGCCAACAACAAAACCCUCUCGCUUCUCCUACGCGGCGAAAAAGAUGCCGGCGAUAAGAAAGAGAAGGACAAGAAGAAAGAAAACGCCGUCCAACCACAUUGUCACAUCACGCUGAAGUGUACACGCGAGAUCGCUGGCUUCAAUGGCCUCAGCGACGCUUUGAAGAGGCUGGAUUUCCUGUCCGCAGUACAUGACUGCCGUCGAUUCAAUUACAUAGUCCGUCUCCUGGAUCUCUUGGUCAGUCAUAGAAUGGGUGGUCUUAGCGGAUGCGCUCAAAGAGUGCUCUUCAAUAUGCUCGAGGAAGUCGCUCUGGAAGUGUCACUGUCGCAACAACAGACAGGAAGGUUGCGGCGUCUUAUAGAAAGAGUUCGAGCUUUUAGCGCUGGCUGCUGCUGGGGCGGCAGACCCUUGGGUUCCGUUAUCCUGUGGGAGAAACAUAAAGCAGCUUUGGAGAGAAUAUUGCAAAUCGCUUCGUCAAUCACUAUUACCCAGCCGGAUGAGGAGCAGCAACCUCAGUGGUCGGAUCUGCCGCCUGAGUGCCGUCGAGAGAUCCUCCUACGCUUGAGCGACCCUCGAGACAUCGAAGCUUCUUCCGAGGCGUGCGAACACCUUGCCGUUCUAGCGCAAGAACAGCGAAUCUGGCGCGAGCUUGCCCAGUAUCAUUUUACGCCGCAGCAAAUUGCUACCACUAGACAGAAUAAUCCUGGGAAAGACUGGAAAACCAUAUUCACUAUCGCUCGGAGAUUGUUCGGAUUGCGAGAGGAGUACGCUGAGAUGAUACAAUUAUGCCGUAAUUGCCGCUGCUUGUUCUGGCGGUCGCUGGGUCAUCCCUGCAUCGCAGAUCAGGAUCCUGCGUUUCAAGAGAAACUGGCGGACGUCGACCAAGCAUCUCUCCAUGUGCCGAUCCCUCCGCAGACCUUUCUGAAAUUUUUCUCGCUGUGAAAGCUUUCGAGACACGACUAUAUCGUAAGAGCUCGUAAGAAUGAGUGAUGUAUGUACCGAAAAAAGCGGAAGCUGCGAUGUAACUGCCGCUGUGAAUGACUGUUGCUUGACGGGAUGAAUGCUAUACGUGUGAAAGAAAAUAAUAGAAUGACGUUUAAAGAUGUUGCGCUGCAUUUAGAGAGACUCUGAAACGUUAUCUUCUGAAAAGAUAUAUUUAACUCGAAAUAUAUUCUCUAUCUGUUCUCUCAAUAUACUGUAUGAACCUGAAAGAUAGAUAUCGGUAUUAGGAAUACGUCCUUUGAGAAAUUCGACGCCGACCUUAAUAAAUAUCCGGAGGCCUACUUAUCUAAUAAACGAGCUUGAGUAUUUAAGAGGCUCAAAAGCUGCCCAGAGCCAGGAAAACACAAAGACACGUGUGCCUGCACAAACGCCACACGAUACGCGAAUCAAUAUCUUUUGAAGUUCUAAUUUUAAUUGCUUCAUAAUUAACAGCUCAAGUUUUGUUGAGGAAUAGUCUCUUUCUCUCUCUCCCCUCCUCUCCCUCCCCCUCUCUUUCUCUCUCUCUUUGAUCGUUAAAUAAUAUUCCCUACUGAUUUCCACUUCAUCAGGCUCAUUCUGUAUCUUGAUCGAGUGCAAUUGGUAUUUUCUGAUCGAUGGAAUCUCCCGUGUAAUACGAGAUUUCUGGUCUGGUUUCCUUUGCUUCGAGAUUCCUGUGGCGUGGAUACGUUCUAAGAACGAUUAGGAAGGAUAUUUUCAUUAUCCUUCGAGUUACGGUUGUAUAGAGAGUAGAAGCUAGUCGUAUAACAAUAUUGUUUGCAAUGAAAAAAAGUCGCGUUUAGGAAGAUCGCGUAAGGAUGAUUAUAGAUUUAUACUGGCAUGUUUUCGAUAUUAUUCAAAAUCGAUAAAUGACUGGUUAUGCGGUAGCACCCCUCGAGAGGUACGUCUUCGCUGAUAAUAGUAUCAGUCUUUGCAAGUCUUUCAUCGAUUUAUUAAAAUGCUGAUGAGAAAUCUCGAAGCAGGUUUGGUUUUCUGCAGCGAGAGCCACUUCUUUGUUACUUGGAACGAGCUCGAUCCUAAUUCUUAACAAUGGAAUGAGAAUUUCAUUUUCUCGCGAUUGCGCUAUUGUGCGAAAGCACUCUAAACGUUAAAUUUAUUAUUGCAUGUAUAUAUUUUUCGUAUACGAUAUCGACGAAGACAAUCGAGUCUAUCCUUUUCUUCAUUACAAAACAUUUCGCCGAUCGACGUUAAGAUAUAACGCGUGAAAAGGCUGUCGUACAAGAGCAUUUUUAAAAUGCAAUGGCUGCGUU
Mycetomoellerius zeteki is the source of this 2479-nucleotide messenger RNA. Its product is annotated as F-box only protein 32. Gene Ontology annotation, cellular component: SCF ubiquitin ligase complex; cytoplasm; nucleus. Bases 141 to 1172 code for a protein of 343 amino acids. The transcript has 7 exons. NCBI's taxonomy places the organism in Eukaryota, Metazoa, Arthropoda, Insecta, Hymenoptera, Formicidae. The record is from RefSeq and is a predicted model, not a curated record. Gene Ontology annotation, biological process: protein ubiquitination. Gene Ontology annotation, molecular function: protein binding.